Lodderomyces margitis is the source of this 321-nucleotide messenger RNA. RefSeq lists its product as uncharacterized. The coding region runs from base 1 to 321 and encodes 106 amino acids. The record is from RefSeq and is a predicted model, not a curated record. The transcript has a single exon. NCBI's taxonomy places the organism in Eukaryota, Fungi, Ascomycota, Pichiomycetes, Serinales, Debaryomycetaceae.
AUGUCACAGCAGCAGAAAGGAGGGCUAUUAGAUCAAAUACUCUUGGAGGAUAUAGCUAGAUGCUGUCCGCAUCAGUUCCUUGCAUUCCACCAGUGUAUGUCUUUGCCACAACCAGACCCUGAGCACUGUCUAAAACAGCAAGUCGAGUUGACUCAAUGUAUUAGGACAUCGGUACCAUCAUUUCAAAAGAUUCAAGGUGAAUGCUCGGGGAAGUUGCAGGCUUACGAAGCAUGUUUGAAGAUAAACAAAAGCCAGACGCUGAAAUGUACGCACGAGUUAGAAGAGUUGAGAAACUGUGCAUUUGGAUCUAUAAACAAAUAG